CAUCCACCAGAUCUUUCACACCCUCAGUCAAAGUUCCAAAUCAAAUCAAACCAAAUCCAAUCCCAAACCAAAACACAAUCAUCCACAAUGGAUACCAUCAAGAACACUGCCAACUACGUCGGUGACAAGGUCAACGAAGCUACCUCUGGUGCUUCCAAGGAGGCCAACAAGAACGUUGCCAAAGACUCUGACGCGUCCCUCGGAACCCGUGCCUCUGCCGCAAAGGAUGCAGUUGGUGACAAGAUUGACGAGAGCAAGAACUCUGCGUCUGCCGAGGGCAACAAGCAGGCUGCUACCCACUAAACGCUUCAACAUCGAAAUGAUGUCUCGACCUAUCAUAUCCUUUUGCAACAGUUCCUAAGAAUGGUUUCCUUCCUCAUGGUUAACGUGGUCGACUGAUGGACAUACACAACCUGGCAGUGUACUUGCUGGGGUUUCAAUGAGCUUCGGAUGAUGACAACGUAUUUCUUAUGACAAUCGUGCUCAAGAGAGCAGACGGCAUUGCAUCAAGUAGCUUGAAUUAAAUGAUAUCAUAG
Cladophialophora immunda is the source of this 536-nucleotide messenger RNA. RefSeq lists its product as uncharacterized. The coding region runs from base 88 to 303 and encodes 71 amino acids. Lineage: Eukaryota; Fungi; Ascomycota; Eurotiomycetes; Chaetothyriales; Herpotrichiellaceae. The record is from RefSeq and is a predicted model, not a curated record. The transcript is spliced from 3 exons.